AUGAGCGCUUUUCGCAGCCGGUGUCGUUACUCGCCGCUGAUUGGUCAGGUGCGCGCCGGCGGUAUCCUCCUCCAGGGAGUCUGGUUUUGGCACGUUGGCGCCAUCUUGCGGUCGCCUGAUCGCUGGGCAGAACAAGAACACGAUAACAUCAUGCAUCUGUCGAUCGCCUUCGUGUGGGACGCUUUCGUAAUAAUCUUCAUCUACAUUCCUAUUACGGCGCUUGUUGGCUGGUUAAGCCGAGGACGGUACGGGGAAUCUGCAGACGUGAAACAGGCCGGGAAGCUGAGUUUACAAGAUGCGAGAACGUAUCAGCCUUUACAGAACUCGGCGGAAACUUCCCUGACACCGAAAGCCACUGAGUCAAUUUAA
Molecule: messenger RNA, 369 nt
Organism: Dibothriocephalus latus
Lineage: Eukaryota; Metazoa; Platyhelminthes; Cestoda; Diphyllobothriidea; Diphyllobothriidae
Source: the annotation of a GenBank genome assembly